AUGACUAACUCCAUCAGAAUGCCAGUAGAGAAGACACCGAAAGAAGAAGAGGACGAGGACGAGGACGAAGAAGAGGAGGAAGGGGUAACGGAAAAGCGUGAAGAUGAGGAGGAAGAGAAGGAGGAAGAAGGGAAAGGGAUAAAUCAAGAGGAAGUGAUGAAAACCAGGGUCCUGAAGAAGAAGCUGCAGGUGACGGAGGGAGAGAAACGAGCUUUGCUGCAAGACUGCGAGGAGGCGAAAGAGAAGAACCGAGACGAGAUGGCGAAGCUCAGGGAGGAGAUAAAGUGUCUCCGAGAUUGUCUGAAGGAAGCCGAAGCUCCUCAAUACGACAAGUUCCUCACAGAAGCCGUCUACGAUGCCCAUCGUCACCUCUUCUCGGCCCUGAGGAAGAUGCCCCUCUCGGAGGCAUCUGCGUUCCUGGAAUCCAAAUUGGCGGAUGCCAAGAAGCUGAACAACCGGCUCUGUCAUGAGAUAGCCGUCCAGGAAGAGAAGCUGGCCCUCUUAUCAGCUGAGAUUGAGAUCACUCAGCAAGAUCUGGAUCGAAUCAACCUGGAACUGGAUGGCUCUCCCGAUGCUGGCAUCGUCCGGAGCUUGGAGAAUCAAUUGUACAAGACUCAGGCGAAGCUGAUCGAGGCCGAGCAUGUUGCGAGGAAGUACGAGUCCAUCCAGUCCUUACUGAUCGAGGCCAGGGGGUCUUACCCGAACGAGUUGGAAUCCCUCAAGAAGCAGGUGAUUAAGACAAAAGAAAAAGAAUCGUGUCCAUCGUACAAUUCCAUUUUCUUUCUCUCUGCUACCCUGGUUUCCGCUCAAAAUGAAGCUGCGGAGGUGUUCUUGCAGGUGAAAGAAGGAGAGAUAGAUUUCAUUCGGAUGGAGGCAUCGUAUGAGAAUGCGAUCGCAUCAAGAGACAGCAUGCGAGAGACCUUGACCGCUUUCGAGCAGAAGGUGGCAGCUGCGAAGGAGGCCAGGGAUCAGCAUCUCGUGCACAUCAGGCAGCAGGUGGAGGAAUGGCAGGCCCAGAGCUCACCAGGUCCCGACGCGUAUCGCCACCUCACGCCGUUACCGUCCCCGAAUCCGUUUCUGUCGAAAGAAAGCCCAGACACCGAUACCUUUCGUUUCCCCGGCUCAGGUGAAGACAAAGAUCAGGAGGAAAAUCUGAAAAGAAUUCUCCUGGAUCUCAAAGAUGCGCUUGGCGUUUCCGACAUUCACGGAUUGCGGGAAAGAUGCCGCGAGCAGCGAUCCCGGGAGCUUCGGCUUCUCGAGUGCAAGGACGACACCUUGAAAGAAGUGGAGAAUCUGAAGGAGAUGAAGCACAGCCUGAGUUUGGAAAGAGACCGGCUCUGGUUUCGAGAGACGGAGCUGGACAAGGAGUUAGCCGAGCAUUUAUUGGAAGGGCAUCAGCUGAUCAGUGCAGAGCGUCAGAAGGCCGAGGAUCACAAUCAGACCAUCGAUCACCUGAUGAGCACCGUGGCUCAGGUCCAACAUGCGCUCGUCCACCUUCUAGAAUCACUUCAGGUAGUGGAAACUCCUGAGUCGGCAAUGAUCGUGACCCUGGAAACUGAUCCCUGGAAGAUGCCAGAAGUCCUAGACUUCACUCGCCUCAAAGUCAAAGUCCUCAAGGACAGCCUUCGAGAUGUCGACUUCAAGGACGCCCUCCAGGACCUCCAGGAUGCGGAAUUCGCAUCGACGGGGGCCAGUAGCCAGUCUCAGUGGAAUUCCCGAUUGGGUUCGCUGAGGGAAGGAGGCUCGGGUGAAGGAGGAGGGAGUUCAGAGGACGAAGGGGAGGAGACAAAUGCCCCUUCGAGGACCAACCUCAAGAAGCAAGCGAAGAAAAUCCUGGACUUGAACCGGACUGCUGCCGCCCAGAGGCCGCUUGGAGAUAAGCCUUCCACUGCGAAAUCCCGCAGAUGA
Darwinula stevensoni is the source of this 1908-nucleotide messenger RNA. Lineage: Eukaryota; Metazoa; Arthropoda; Ostracoda; Podocopida; Darwinulidae. The record is from the annotation of a GenBank genome assembly.